AUGAAAAUCCCAACUAUUUUUCUAUUUUCUCUAUUUUUUCUCACUUUUAUUUUAAUUUGUAAAACAGAUCCCCGAGAAAAUUUAAAUACUAUUGUCAGUUUUUUCCAAUGCGAGGACAAGUGCGUUUUCAAUUACACCGAAAUAAGCUCGGUUACAAUAAAGUUUUUCCCAAAGUGUGAACUAGUCUGCGCAAUUAUUGUCAUCAACUCAAAAACAGAUGUAUCUGCUGUUCAAAUUAAAAAGGCUUUCAAGAAUAUGCGUACGUUACUUGGCGGCUUAUGGAUUGAGAAUUCAAAUUUGACGGAUCUCUCUAUUUUUACAACUGAUAAAGAAUCUGGAAGUUUCAAUAUUGCUUGUGAUUUUUCAGGAAUAUUUAUACUAAACAAUUCCCAAUUAGGUGAUCCAAAUAAUAUGUUUAACUCGAUAUAUACCUACCGUGCUGGUGACAAUAGAGAAUGCGUUUUUGAAGUUCAAAACAACGCAAUUCUAGAAGUGGAUUGUGAUUAUGGAUAUGUUCCUUAUCUCAAAGAAAUUUAUGUUGUUGGGAAUUCGAAAAAUUGCAGAUGCCAUGGUGGAAAGUUAAGCGAGGCUGAAAUUAGAACCUAUACAGCAUGCCAAAGUCUAAGUGCUGGAUUGGAACUUUCCAACUUAACAUCUAUCAGUGUUAAGCUAUUUUCAAAUCUGACAUAUAUUCGAGGAGACUUUAAUAUUCAUCACUCAAAUAUUCAAAAUUUAUCUUGUCUAGAAAAUCUAGAAAUUUUGAAAAUUAGUAACAAUGGAAGUGGCGAGCAAAUUGAUUUCAAUCUUCACGAUAAUCCGGAAAUGAUUCGUCUCGGGUUUCCGAAGCUUGAAGAAUUCAAAAACGCUCACGACACAUAUCACUUGGACGGACUCAAAUUGAGAAACGCGAAUUUUGAAAAUCUACAUCCUGAUUUUUGUCUAACAUUGCCAGAAAUCCAUCGUUUGAUGUGGUCUUACUUCCAUUUCAAAAACCUUCACGCUAAACUUUGUGCGGAUCCGGGAGAGAUACCAGAUGCUGUCAACUGUAUUUUCAAAUCUAUGAGUGACUUGCCAAACGAUUGUGACGCUAUUAUUGGAGAUAUAACAAUUGGAGAAGGCGAUGAAGUUUAUGUGAGCAAGUUGGAUUGGACUAGUUACUUGGUUGGAACAGUGACAAUACGGAAUACCCAACUUAAUGAUACAUAUUUUCUGAGUUACCUUAGUUAUAUAGUUUCGUUCAGAUUCACCAGUCAUCCGAAUUUAUUCUAAUCCAAACUUGAAAAAGGUCUCAGUGGGAGGAAUGGCUGUCGUGACGAGAGGAAAACGAAUUGCCAUAAUCCAAGAUAAUUAUGCUAAUUUGUUCAAGUCAAAACCUUGCGAUCUGUUUAACGAGCAUAAUCAAGAUACGGUUAUUGCAUCGUACUAACUUGACGCAUACCGGAAGUCACUGCGGAGAGAGAGUAGAAAUUGGAAAUUUGGAAGCAUCGAAACUUAAUUUGUGUGUUUUUAUAAUUGUAUGGAGCUUAAACCCUUUAAAGAUGUAUUUUUGA
Caenorhabditis elegans is the source of this 1550-nucleotide messenger RNA. Lineage: Eukaryota; Metazoa; Nematoda; Chromadorea; Rhabditida; Rhabditidae. The record is from the annotation of a RefSeq genome assembly.